Trichoderma reesei QM6a is the source of this 1353-nucleotide messenger RNA. RefSeq lists its product as uncharacterized. The transcript has a single exon. Gene Ontology annotation, molecular function: 2-dehydropantoate 2-reductase activity; NADP binding. The record is from RefSeq and is a predicted model, not a curated record. Lineage: Eukaryota; Fungi; Ascomycota; Sordariomycetes; Hypocreales; Hypocreaceae. Gene Ontology annotation, cellular component: cytoplasm; mitochondrion. The coding region runs from base 1 to 1353 and encodes 450 amino acids.
AUGGCGGCUUAUUCUACACAAUCUCGCCAGCCCGCAUGGCUCACAUCGCUCUUGAGCAAUACAAGCCCGGCCCCCAAAUUGUACGCCUGGAGCCCAGACAAUUUAAGGGGUAGCGUUCCAAGCAGUCUGAGUCCUAGUGCAGACCAGCCUGAUCCUUCUGACCUGGAUCGCCGAAUCUUCAUAUUGGGGAUUGGCAAUCUGGGUCGCCUCUACGCUAGCUGUCUCUCCAUGCACUCGCCUCGGCCUCCAAUUACCCUCGUCGUACACAAACAGGAACUAUUGGCCCAGUGGAUCCAUGGCCCAGGCCUCGAGAUCACCAGAUCAGGACGGCUUUAUCGCGGAAAAGACGAGUUUCAGAUCGAGUUGUGGACUGAGCAAGCACCUACACAUGGCCCUGUCAGAGAAGUCGCUCACGCGAACAAAAUCCGCAACCUCAUCGUUGCAACUAAAGCCUCCGCAGCCAUGACUGAAGCUGACAGACUACGACGCUAUCUCGACAGCAGCAGCAGCGUGACGUUUCUUCAAAACGGCAUGUCUAAACUGUGGCCGCCCUACGGACAGAAAUACGUGGCCCAGCGGUACCCUGAUAACGACGCGCCCAACUUUCUGGCUUGUGUUACGAAUCACGGCGUCUUGUCGGAGGGGCCAUUCAAGAGUCUUCACGCCUCACCUGCAGACAGUGCCGUUGGGCCUGUGUUGCUGAACAACACGGCUCGUCCUCUCGCACCGAGCGUAGCCUACUUGACAGACGCCAUUGCCUCCGCUCCCUGUCUCAACUCAAGGUCCUUGACAAGAGCCGAACUCUGGGCAUCGCAGCUUCAGAAGCUCGUUGUGAACUCUACCAUAAACCCCCUUACUGCCGUCCUUCGCUGUAAGAAUGGCGCCCUCUUCGAAAACUCCAAUGGCAUUGUAGCCAAAGUCAUUGUCCGCCUUCUACAUGAAUCAAGCGCCAUCCUGCAGACUCUCAUCAAUCAUCCCAUCGCCACCGAGAUUCUCGCGGCGUCGUCAGAUGUCAAGCCUGGCAAGUCUCUGGAAGCCGUGAGAGAAGAGCUCUCUUUGCGCUUUUCAUUUGCUGAGCUUCACUCAAUGCUUUACAACAUCGGCCAAGUGGUAAAGGACAACACUAGCUCAAUGCUUCAGGAUGUUCGCGCAGGCAAACCAACGGAGAUCCACGACUUCAAUGGCUGGCUCGUCGAGACGGCUGAUUUUCUGGAGCAAAGUAGCAUCGGUCAGCCCCGUGAACUGGACGUGUCUUGUCAUCGGACGUUAAUUGCGAUGGUUGAGUCGGGCACUAUUGUGGACGACACCGAACUGGCCAAACAACUGCUACCCGGAAUGUCUCAUACAUGGUAG